UUGUAUUGCGGAAUCAGUUGGUCGUUGCGAGCUUCCUAAGAAAGGACCAGAGUUUCCGCGAUGUCUGCGAUUUACGGAGAUAUUCCUACAGUGCCUACGAAGAUUCUCCAAAUAAGACGAGGACUCCACAACCAGCCGGGCCUCCAUAAUAUUUUAGAUGUGCCAGUGGAUGCCAUUGAGCAACACGCGCCUCAUGCCAUCUGCAGUAACGCUACGAUUUCUCUACUGUUCUACACGCUUGGGGACAGCUAUGCUACAUUCCGCGUUGCUAUCGGGCACCAUUUCGUAACGAAUCAGUCUGACUUCUUUGAAGUCGGUACCUUCGCGGACGAUAAUAGGGUCAAAUGUAGUACCAAGUCAAGCAGCAGCGGCUACUACGAUACUAAGAAAACGAUUGCUGCGAAGACCUUCUACUGGAUCCAGUUUGUGAGAGAAGAUAAGGACAUUUGUAUACUCUUCAACGGUGAAGGAUACUACAGGCUUACGUACAAACCUGAUGUUCCCGUGUUCGACGGUAUAAUAACGUGGACGAACAUUGAUCUGAAUAUCGCAUGCUUCGAGUGCCACUUUACGUGCGACCAAAGCAACGUGUCAACUCUUCUGCCAAUGAACGAGUGGUUGAACUCAGAUGAACUGAACACGAGCCGAUCUUUCCAUCAAAGCGUCAACUUCAAAUUGGGAGGUUCCAUGACAAUUUUGGGAACCUACAAGAAGACGGGGCAAGGCGACGACAAGAUAAAGCUCGCCUUCAAAAAAGGGUCCAGCACUUCCACCGCUACGAUAGAUCCCCCGUCGGACCGCACUGCAAACACAAUGCUCCAUCUGACCAUCCAAGGAGGCGAAUUGGUUCUCAUAUUCCAGGGUACUCACAAGACGGUCUUGACAGGUGUGGACGGAACGCACACCGUCCCAGUGAAGAUCGUUGAAAACUUCCACGUGAUAUCCGUUUGCAUGACAUCAGGAAUGAUCAACACAGAGAAGAACGACCUUGGCGACGUGUGAUACGGUGUCCGUGUGGUACGGUGUGUGUGUGUGUGUCCGUGCGUGUGUGUGUUCCAUUUGAAAUAAUAAAUAAGUAAAAGCACUGGAAGUGUAA
Molecule: messenger RNA, 1096 nt
Organism: Ornithodoros turicata
Lineage: Eukaryota; Metazoa; Arthropoda; Arachnida; Ixodida; Argasidae
Exons: 7
Coding region: 61-1002 (313 amino acids)
Source: RefSeq, a predicted model, not a curated record